AUGGGGCUCUUCAAGCGCAAUUCGAAAACGUCCGAACGAGACGAGAAUGAAUCCUUCGUCUCCGUCAAUAGCGCACGAACAUCAAAUACAUCCCUGCGAUCACCAGGGUACAAAGGCAGUGGUCCACCAGCCUCAAUCCCUGAACUACCCAUCGCAAGACCACCAGAUCCCGCAUUAGACCCCGCCGCAUAUCUACGAAGCAUCCAUGCCGUGCGCGAACGAUCCACCAUAAUUCUAAACAAAGCCAAAGCGAACACCCUCAACCACUUCGAUGUCGACAUGAGCAAGUUCGAAGCUACCGCUUCCUACGUCGUUUCAAUCAUUAAGAGAGAUUACGCCCCGGAUUACGGGGACAUUCCGCCUCAUGGCCGCUGGCAGCAUUUCGAUAUCGGUGGCAGACCCCGUGUAAAUCAACUUCUGCAGUCCUGGCCCAGUCGCAUUGAUGCGCAGGAGCGCACUCGCCGUUUGAUCGAUCUCUUUGUGGUUUCGGUGUUACUUGACGCGGGCGCCGGGAAUAAGUGGUCGUAUCGAUCCAAGGAGUCCGGCAAGGUCUUUUCACGGAGUGAGGGUCUGGCCGUGGCGAGUUUGGAAAUGUUCAAAUCUGGUCUGUUCAGUAGUGAUCCGACGGAGCCUUGUCAGGUUGAUGGGGCGGGGUUGAAAAAAAUUACGACCGAUGUCCUGGCUAAAGGGAUGCAACAUUCGGAGCAGAAUCCCCUGGCGGGGAUCGAAGGGCGCGCGGGGCUCUUGGUGCGGCUUUCGGAGGCGCUGAACAAUCAAGAUUUCUUCGGCGUGGACGCUAGACCGGGAAAUAUGCUAGAUUAUCUCCUUGGUCACCCCUCAACACUCGCUUCUUCCGUUCCGAUUGUGCCGAUCACGACUUUGUGGUCUGUGCUAAUGGAUGGUUUCUCUCCGAUCUGGCCACCUUCGCGAACUCAGAUUGACGGUGUUCCUAUUGGAGACGCGUGGAAAUGCUCGGAUCUUCCCAAUUCUCCGCCUGCGCAGCAGUGGGAAAGCAUCGUCCCAUUCCACAAGCUCACGCAAUGGCUCUGCUACUCGAUCAUGGUCCCAAUGUCUAAAUUGAUGAGCAUUCACUUCGCCGGCAGCGAUCUUUUGACCGGACUUCCGGAGUACCGGAACGGCGGUCUCCUGAUCGAUUUAGGACUUUUGUGUCUCAAGGCAGACGAUAUGCAGCGCGGAAUUGACGCCUAUAAGGAGAAUGCGCGGAUUAAGGGUCAACCGAAUGUCGAGGUGGCUCCGUUGUUCUCCGCGGACGACGAUGUGAUUGUGGAAUGGCGCGCAGUCACCGUUGGAUUCUUGGAUGAGCUCUUAGAAGAGGUCAACUCUCAAUUGGGACUCAGCGGGUCCGAGGAACAACUUUCUCUUGCACAAAUGCUCGAGGCAGGAACUUGGAAGGGUGGUCGCGAAAUCGCAGAAGUCUCACGACCAAACACCAAGGAACCUCCCAUCAUGAUACGAUCUGACGGCACUGUCUUCUAA
Molecule: messenger RNA, 1497 nt
Organism: Penicillium brevicompactum
Lineage: Eukaryota; Fungi; Ascomycota; Eurotiomycetes; Eurotiales; Aspergillaceae
Product: URC4/urg3 family protein
Exons: 4
Coding region: 1-1497 (498 amino acids)
Source: RefSeq, a predicted model, not a curated record